This is a messenger RNA of Cornus florida, 468 nucleotides long. RefSeq lists its product as uncharacterized. The transcript has 2 exons. Lineage: Eukaryota; Viridiplantae; Streptophyta; Magnoliopsida; Cornales; Cornaceae. The record is from RefSeq and is a predicted model, not a curated record. The coding region runs from base 1 to 468 and encodes 155 amino acids.
AUGACACCAAUUGGGAUGUUGCCAUAUCGCUUGGUCUUCAGGAAAACAUGUCAUUUACCUGUGGAAUUGGAGCAUAAAGCUUUUUGGGCUAUGAAAAAAUUGAACUUCGACACAAGUCAAGCUGGGGCCAAAAGGAAGUUGCAGCUAAGUGAAUUAGAAGAACUUCGUAAUGAUGCUUAUGAAAGUGCAAGAAUUUACAAAGCUAGAACCAAGGCGUUUCAUGAUAAGCACAUUGUGAGAAAAUCUUUCGAGCCAGGUAACAAAUUCUGGUUGUUCAACUCCAAGCUGAAGCUAUUUCUAGGGAAAUUGCGCUCAAGAUGGGAUGGUCCAUACCAAGUUCAAACGGUAACCCCUCAUGGGGUUAUCACCAUUUUUGACCCAAAGAAAGAAACUCAGUGGCCCAUUGCAGAUUUACGAAAGCUGAAUGCCUUUUUGAGCCAGCUGGUAAACUCCUGUACUCCAGAUUAG